AUGGCGAUAGAGAUGCCAAGAGGUUUACCAUUUUCGGUCGACACUUUUGGACCUUACACGACGACGAAGACAAAGAAGAGACAUCAUUUCUUGACUCAUGCUCACAAAGAUCACACCGUCGGGAUUUCUCCUUCCAAUAAUACCGUCUUCCCCAUUUACUCUACUUCCCUCACCAUCUCUCUUCUCCUCCAACGUCAACUUCACCUUGAUGAGUCUUUCUUCGUGAAGAUUGAAAUUGGACAGUCAGUGACUGUUGAUGAUGAUUCAGAUGGAGGAUUUAAGGUUACUGCUUUCGAUGCGAAUCAUUGUCCUGGGGCCGUCAUGUUCUUGUUUGAAGGAAGUUUCGGUAACAUACUUCACACUGGUGAUUGUAGGCUUACAUGGGAUUGCAUACAGAGUCUGCCUGAGAAUUAUGUGGGAAGAAGACAUGGCAAUGCGCCAAAUUGCUGUCUCGAUUACGUUUUCUUGGAUUGUACAUUCGGGAAAUCAACUCAGAGGUUCCCGACUAAGCAUUCAGCGAUUAGACAGAUCAUCAAUUGCAUAUGGAACCACCCAGAUGCACCGGUUGUCUAUCUUGCUUGUGAUAUGUUGGGCCAAGAGGAUAUUCUGUUAGAAGUUUCCAGAACGUUUGGCUCCAAGAUUUAUGUCGACAAAGCUACAAACUUCGAAUGUUUCAGAUCGUUAAUGGUUAUAGUUCCUGAAAUUGUCACUGAAGAUCCUUCUUCCCGGUUUCACAUAUUCAGUGGGUUCCCUAAGCUAUAUGAAAGAGCAAGUGCAAAACUUGCUGAGGCGAGAUCGAAACUUCAGAGUGAACCUCUUAUCAUCCGCCCUUCAGCUCAGUGGUAUGUUUGUGAUGAUGAAGAUUGUUUCGAAAGUGGAAGCCAAAUUCAAAAGCAGAGAAAAGUUAGGUUUAGUGAAGCUGUCAAGGAUGAGUUUGGUAUUUGGCAUGUGUGUUACUCCAUGCAUUCAUCCAAAGAAGAAUUGGAAUCAGCGAUGCAACUUCUUUCUCCGAAAUGGGUUGUAUCAACGGUUCCUUCUUGUCGAGCUAUGGAACUGAACUAUGUGAAGAAAAACUGUUUUAUCAGUCGGUUUUCUCCUGAUGAUCCUGUUUGGAAACUUCUAGACAUUGACAUGGAAGUUGCUCCAGCUACGCCAAGUGAUACUCGCAUGGUAACUCUUAGUUCUUGUCUCAUGAGUGAAGAACUUGCUCUGGAUUCUGCAAAUUCCAAGAUGGAACCCGUAAUUGAGUCCCCUCGCGUAAAAAAGCAGCUUCUAUGUUUAUCCCCCGCAAAAAAUCUUCCUAUAACUCUGUUUGGGAGAGCAAGGCUAAGUUCUCAGGAAUCUGAUCAACUACAUGGGAGAAAAGCCAUACACACUCAAUGUGUAUACACCAAAACCUCGCCGAAAUUAGAAAAGUCGAAUCUGGAGGAAGUAGUUGAGUCUUUGCAAGAUGAUACCAGAGAAGAUACAAUGGAGAAGGAAUCUUGUAAAAGCUUUUCUUAUUCUUCUUCUUCAAAGGAGACUUGCAAAGAUCUUAGUGGGGAUUUGAGAAAACUAUACAGAUCAAUGAACGCACCUGUACCUCGGCCAUUACCAUCACUGAUGGAGCUUAUGAACGCUAGGAAACGCUCUCGGAACCACUUGAGCUUCUAG
Arabis nemorensis is the source of this 1653-nucleotide messenger RNA. Lineage: Eukaryota; Viridiplantae; Streptophyta; Magnoliopsida; Brassicales; Brassicaceae. The record is from the annotation of a GenBank genome assembly.